Molecule: messenger RNA, 858 nt
Organism: Alternaria incomplexa
Lineage: Eukaryota; Fungi; Ascomycota; Dothideomycetes; Pleosporales; Pleosporaceae
Exons: 2
Coding region: 1-858 (285 amino acids)
Source: RefSeq, a predicted model, not a curated record
AUGAAGCCCAACAGACAGGGUAUUUAUGGCUUCGUCAAGAACCGCGAUGUGCAGCCACUGCUCAAGUCGGAGAUUCGGGGCCUCGCUAACAUCCAAGACCGCCUUGCUGGAGCCACGGUAGUAGCCUUCGAUAUGGAAGGAUUCAAUCAGCAUCCUGAUGGUCGAUACCGCUCCAGCGAGGAGUCAGGUGAGCUUGGAGUCGCAGUACUACGACCCAGUUCGAAGCCACUUCGCUGCUUCUCGUCUAUGUAUCACUUCUACAAUCAAAACGAGAUCGAGGCAUUUACCAUUCGCAUUCAAGAACGGCGUUACGGGCCUGUUGUUGGAACCAUGACCGACGAGACCAAGCAGACUGCUGGCGCAAGACUGCACAAGUUUUUGUCCUCCAUCCCAGGCGAACUUAUACUGGUGGGCUUUGGUAUGCAGAGGGAAUUCAAAUGGAUCAGCGAUGAGUAUCCGGCCAUCGCAGCACUUUUUACUUCUUGGUGCGAUAUACAAGAGCUUGUCGCCGAUUCCGACAAGAGCAUGACUGCCGAACCCGACAAAUUACUUACUCAAUAUCCGGAUUUCUGCGCUCUCCAUCAUGGGUUACUUGCUGUGGGUCUCGAUGCAAUUGCGGCAAACUUGGCAAGAGACAGAAAGAGAAUAUGGUGGGUAUCAUUUCUAACGAAGGAGGCGCUCGACGAGUUCAUUGCCAAAGUGCAUGGGUCGCUUUACGAGGGAGUGAAACUGUUCGUCACACCAAUGGCUCCACCAAACAAGUAUCUAGCCGCCAAAAGGUCGAAUGAAAUGCCUUGGAAACAGCCGAGAACCGUCAGUAGAUACGAUGGCGAUGAUCUGAUAGCAGCUUUCGAGUAA